Messenger RNA from Hansenula anomala, 651 nucleotides. It is a transcript of the gene PET18, whose product is annotated as Pet18p. The coding region runs from base 1 to 651 and encodes 216 amino acids. Gene Ontology annotation, cellular component: cytosol. The record is from RefSeq and is a predicted model, not a curated record. NCBI's taxonomy places the organism in Eukaryota, Fungi, Ascomycota, Saccharomycetes, Phaffomycetales, Wickerhamomycetaceae. The transcript has a single exon.
AUGUCCACGUUCAGUCAAUAUCUUUUAGAUAAAUACAGUGAUAUAUUCACAAAGGCAACAACGCAUUCAUUCACCACAGAGUUAUGUAAAGGGACAUUACCAGAUGAUAAACUGUUAUUAUAUUUAAUUCAAGAUCUGAAAUUCUUCCAAGUUGGUAUCAGAUUAACUUGUAAAUUAGCUUCAUUAUGUGAUUCAGAUCCUGAACAAAUUACACUAGCUAAACAAAUUGGUUUUUUCGCAAAUGAUGAAAAUGAUUAUUUCCAAAUAUGUAUUAAACAACUAUCAGAACAUACCAAAAUUGACCAAUCUGUCUUAUUACCACAAGUUGAAACUUAUGUUGCAUAUCUUAGAAACCUUUUAGUUUCAAACAAUUAUUCUUAUAAACAAUUAGUUACUGCACAUUAUUUGAUGGAGGAAGUUUAUUUGAAAUGGGCAGAUGAUGCCAUUGAUCAAGGUAUUAUCCCUGCAAAUAUUGAAUGGAAACAUAAAGAAUGGAUUGAUUUACAUAGUGGUGAAGGUUUUAGUACAUGGGUUAAAUUCUUAAAAGAUGAAGUUGAUAGAGUUGGUGAUGAAACAUGUGAACAAAUCUUUGUUGAUAUGUGUAAAUUGGAGUUUGAGUUCUUUGAUGCUUGUUACAACUAUAAUUUUUGA